Messenger RNA from Solea senegalensis (Senegalese sole), 3999 nucleotides. RefSeq names its product tau tubulin kinase 2b (gene ttbk2b). Gene Ontology annotation, biological process: peptidyl-serine phosphorylation; cilium assembly; signal transduction. Gene Ontology annotation, molecular function: protein serine/threonine kinase activity; ATP binding. NCBI's taxonomy places the organism in Eukaryota, Metazoa, Chordata, Actinopteri, Pleuronectiformes, Soleidae. The coding region runs from base 255 to 3140 and encodes 961 amino acids. Gene Ontology annotation, cellular component: nucleus; cytoplasm; ciliary basal body. The transcript has 15 exons. The record is from RefSeq and is a predicted model, not a curated record.
ACGUCACCGCCGCUGCUGUUGUGAACCAGCACACGGGGCAUCUUCAAGUCUCCGCAUCCAUUAACAAGCUAGCUGCCUUACACCAGCCAUGGUCCGUUACCUUCGCAGUAGCCGCCACCGCCUCGAAUGAGCUGUCAGACGGGGAGCAUGGGGACGAACUGUGAGCGCUAACUGCGACCACUCUGGCGCAACGAAGCGACUGAGGGUCUUGCGCCGCUGAUGCCAGGUGCAGGCUGCGGCUGAGAGCACUCAGGAUGAGUGGGGCUGCAGAGCACACAGACAUCCUGUCAGUGGCAGACGUGGUCAGGGACAGAUGGAAAGUGGCGAGGAAGAUCGGUGGUGGCGGGUUUGGGGAGAUUUACGAGGUCCUGGAUCAGCUGAGCCAGGCCACUGUUGCCUUGAAGGUGGAGUCAGCGCAGCAACCCAAGCAGGUGCUGAAGAUGGAGGUAGCUGUGCUCAAGAAGCUGCAGGGCAAAGACCACGUGUGUCGCUUCGUGGGCUGUGGCAGGAACGAUCGCUUCAACUAUGUGGUGAUGGAACUCCAGGGGAGGAAUUUGGCAGAUCUGCGCAGAACCAUGACCCGUGGCACCUUCACUGUCUCUACAACUCUGAGACUUGGCAAGCAGAUAUUAGAAGCAAUUGAGAGCAUCCAUUCUGUUGGCUUCCUGCACCGUGACAUUAAACCAUCUAAUUUUGCAAUGGGAAGACUAGCCAGUACCUGCAGAUGCUGUUACAUGCUUGAUUUUGGUUUGGCCCGUCAAUUUACCAACUCUAACCAGGAAGUCCGUCCACCUCGUCCUGUGGCAGGAUUCAGGGGAACUGUGCGGUAUGCUUCAAUCAAUGCUCAUAAGAAUAAGGAAAUGGGUCGUCACGAUGACCUCUGGUCCCUCUUCUACAUGCUGGUUGAGUUUACGGUCGGGCAACUUCCCUGGAGGAAAAUUAAAGACAAAGAACAAGUUGGAAAUCUUAAAGACACAUAUGACCAUCGGCUCAUGCUGAAGCAUCUUCCUUCUGAGUUCAGUGGUUUCCUGGAUCAUAUCUUGACCUUGGACUACUUCACUAAACCUGAUUAUCAGCUCUUGAUGUCAGUGUUUGAGAAUGCUAUGAAGAGCCACAGCGUGCUGGAGAAUGACCCUUAUGACUGGGAGAAAUGUGAUUCAGAAGAUGUGCUGACAAUCACUGCCACAGCCACCACUGCUCAGCAGCUCACCCGCCUCACACCAGCGUACUUGGGCAUGGCCAAUGCUUCAGUGCUGCCGGGCGAGCUGCAGCGGGAGAACACUGAGGAUGUCCUGCAAGGGGAGCGCCUCAGUGAUGCUGACAACUGCCCCCCCAUCCCCACGCCGACCACCCCAGGUGGAGAUGUAUGGGAAGAGAUGGACCGCAACCGCAACCAUAAACAAGCUCAGCAGAUAACCAGGAAGGUGGUGAGUGAGGAUGAACACAGUCAGAACCAGGGGAACCAGAGUCCCAACACAGGCUCCAUGCAGAGUUCUCCUAGGCGGGUCAGAUCUGAAACCAUGUUCUUGGAUCGGGCGGCACCGCUGCUCCGGAGGAUAAGACACAGUCAGAGCUUAGCGUUCGAAAAGAGGCUCGCACCCGAACCCAAGCCCACCAUUGAACGCUUCCUCGAGGCUUAUCUGGGCAAACAGCGUCCAGUCCUUUCGCAAGUCGGAGAGAAAUCCAUCACUGAGAGGUUAAAGGGACAGCCGACGCCAUCUUGCAAUGAGGACCACUCUGGCACAGCAACCCCUGAUCCUGAAGAGGGUGCAGUGAACAGUGGCUAUGUGGCUGUAAACCUCAGUCCUGUGCCCCAAGAGGGAGACUCGCAGGAGUGGGUGAUGCUGGAGCUGGAGCAAGGGAGCGGUUCUGGAGGAAGCAAACCUACAGCAGAAGCCGUACAGGAGGACAAGCUGGCCAUCCACAUACCCACAGAAACUGAUAACCACUCCUCUCAGCCACAUGAGGGCCAUUCCUCUGCAGUACCAAGCAGCCCUGUGCUUUCUCAGAUGGCUAUGCCUGGCACAUGGUUACUGGGCCACAGGAGGCUACCAGGCAUGCUGGGACAAAUGCCCUCUGUCAUCAUGGGAAGACCCCAGAUAGACCAGACGUCCAGCUGUGGACCACAGUCACCUGUACAAGAGCGGAGUGAUGCGAUUCCAAUGGAGGCUCCAUGUAGUAAAUCUGACAGACUCUCGGAAGAAAUCAUAAAGGACGGAGGGAGGUCGGAGUUAGCUUCGGUGCCAUGUCCAGCCAAAGGCCCCACAGCUCACCUGACCAAUGACAGAGACCCAGAGAGUGACUCUGGUCUGCCUGAUCGCUCCUCAGAGCCCAAUCAGCAACCCCAAGCUGACACUGUGGGAGGCGCUGUGGAGAGCACUGUCACGGUUUCCUCCUCUCCACCCCCAGCUGUGCUGAGGAGGAGAGACUCUUCCUCAUCUCCAAAACUGAGCCGAAUCCCAGUACGAGACGCCACUGCUCCCCCGGACCUCAACAUGGAGAGGCGUCACCGCUGGAGCAGUCCGGUCCCCGGCUCCCCCACCCACUCGCCUUCUCCAUCUCUGUCCUGCGACAACUUGCCCUGCACUCUGCCUAGAGACAAACUGUCCUCCGAGCGAGGCUCCAGGUCUGACUGUGUAGGAGAAGACCCCCUCUCUUUGUCCUCCUCAUCAGGUAGCAAAAGUAAGAUUCCACGUCCUGUGAGUGCCACGUUUAUACCCGAGCAACUCACAAGCAGGUUUCUGCCUCGGCCGCCCCCUGGAAAACCGCCCAUCCGCCCAUGUGUGGACAGUAGGCGGCGACGGUUACGAGUGCGUGCCAGCAGCACCAGUGACGCAGACUUCCUGGCCAGUCUGACCCAGCUGAUGCAAGACCGCAGCGGGAUGCUUUUCAGCCCCCCUCCCCGCCCCCGCAGCUCCUCCUCCUCCCUGCAGCGCUCACUAAGCUCCUCCCCCUCCCGCCAGGAACUGCGUGAAGGCGUCACACUACCGGGGCGCAGCCGCUCUCCCUCUAGCUUGUCCGGGUCCCCUCCUCGGCACGCUCACCCACAAGACGGGUCUGGUCCGGGUCCGGGUCAGUGGAGCCACAGCUCCAGAGGAAGACACCUGAUCCAUGAAGGUAAAGGUUCUGGUACUCGAUGACUGCGUUUGACUCAGAAAAAGACUGACGCGAGAGGCUGCCUCACAUCCAGCCACUGAUAGCAUGUGUAAAUACAGUAUUUACUUGAGGGAAUGUACUUGUACUGUAUGUAAUGUAAAAUGUAUGAUAAAUUGUAUUUAUUUAUUUAUUCAUCUAUUGGACAUGGCUCUCACAAUAUUUGAAGACGUCGCUUGAUCAACUGCAGUUGAAACAAAAAAAGGUGAAGAAAACCUGCGGGGGGGAAAAACAGAAGAUUGCCAACUCUUACCUCUCAUCUCAUUCUUUCCUCAAAGACUCUACGUACUGUAUAUGAGACCAAAAACAUGUCGAAUACUUGAGGGAUGUAAAAAAAAAAAAAAAAUUAUCUGCUAAUUGUAGAUAAUGUAUUAUUAGGAUUAUGACGUACACUAACAGAAACCAUGCACUCACUGUAAGAAGACUAAUAGUAAAUAAGACCACAAACAAAAUACCAAGAUAAGGGCACUUCACUCCUUUAAAACCGCUCAUUUCUACUAUAUAACCAACAAAUUCAUAAUUUUGGCAAAUCACAGUGUUGUAGUGCGCGUUUACUUUGCUAGACUAUAUUUGCCAUGCGAACGACAUCAGCAUAUUAGAAUGUAAAUGUACAGUAAGUGCACUCAUACUUCAGUAUUGUAUUGUAAGUGCAUGAGUAUCAUUGCAAAUGUUUAUUUUUCUGUUUGGUUUUUUUUACAAUCGGUUAAAACAUCUGCGUUUUUAUUCAACUGCUUCUGAUCAAAAUACACCAUAUUAUAUGCUGUAGACACAACAAAGUGCAUUUUUAUUUCCCAGGAAAAGGACAAGAGACAAAAGCAGAUUAAAGAGGGAACCUUUUCAUCAUGA